This is a messenger RNA of Dermacentor silvarum, 2196 nucleotides long. Its product is annotated as protein-cysteine N-palmitoyltransferase Rasp-like. The transcript has 12 exons. Gene Ontology annotation, biological process: protein palmitoylation. Gene Ontology annotation, molecular function: palmitoyltransferase activity. Bases 155 to 1750 code for a protein of 531 amino acids. Lineage: Eukaryota; Metazoa; Arthropoda; Arachnida; Ixodida; Ixodidae. Gene Ontology annotation, cellular component: endoplasmic reticulum. The record is from RefSeq and is a predicted model, not a curated record.
UCGGCCUCGUGUCUGCUACGUUGGCUUGGUAUGGUGUUGUGCGAAGCGCCUUGGAAAAGGAUAACGGUUAGCCUGGUAGUUCAACCGAAAAACAGAAAGACAUGUUAUAAUUACGACGACUGAAAAGUGUUGGUUGGUUCCGACUGAUUUGAAGAUGGAUGACAAGACGGAUGCCUCCCAUAAGCGGAUAACUGAAAUUCGCAGGUGGAGUUGGACUCCUGGAAAGGUGUACCACUGGGUGCUUUCUUUCGCUGUCGCCGCGUAUACCCUCUGGCGGUUCGCGACUACCGAAGAGAUGUGGGUUCGGCUUUUUGUCAGUGCCACGGUCGUCGGCGACGCGAGGAGUAAGUUCGACAUGGGCACGCUCUGCGUAUGCGCCGGUCAUGACGCUGCCAACUGGGAAUGGCAGACCACGAAGUACGUCAUGACGACCACGUGGAAGUGGUACAUCUUGCAUCCCGUGCUGGGCCGGGCAACAGCCCAUGUCGCACCGUCGCUGGUUUCCGUCUUCUACGCUUCCUACUCCCUCCUGUUCGUGACCUUCACCUUCGGCUGGGAGGUGGCUCUCCUGUUCCUGGGACAGCACGCCGCGUUCUACGCCGUGACCGCUCUACACAGCCCAGCGCUUUGCUACGUGGUUGCCGCCCUGAUCCACUUCCAAAAGUUUUUCAUCCCUUUCGAUCCGUACGAUUACAUGUACAAAAGGUACGGCCUGAUGCCCUACAUGGCAGCCUACGUCACCUUCCAUUGGAACAUCCUGCGUGGCCUCAGCUUCAGUGUAGAGUACGUUCAAGCUGAAUGCCAGAGGAACACCGGGGACCGUCAGCGUAGAUUUGCGCCGUACUGGAAGACUCUGGGCUACCUGUUGUACCUGCCCACGGUCUACCUGGGGCCACCACAGAGGUACGACGACUACGUAGCCCAGUUGGACAAGCCGAGACCCAGCUGCACACCGCGGGUGAUUGCUGCUGCCAUCGCGAGAUUGCUUCGUUCCGGGGCCCACUUCCUCCUCAUGGAACUCAUGGGCCACUUCUUUUACGGUUCGGCGAUGUCCCAGUUGGCCUGGAUGGGGGAGAGCCUGGAUCUCGCCAGCCUGGCGGGCUACGCCCUAUCCCUAGAAUUUGAUUACUACGUGUGCUACCUAUUCACCUACGGCUUCGCCGGCGCCCUGUCCAGCGCAGAAGGCAUCGAGGUCCCGGAAACUGCACCCUGCAUCGCCAGAUUGCACCGAUGCUCGCGGUUCUGGAGGUACUUCGACCGCGGCAUGCACCUCUUUAUUCGAAGGUACAUCUACGAGCCCGUCUUAGGUGGCACUCGCUCAGCGUUGCGGUUAGUGCUGUGCACGGCAGUGGCCUUCUCCUUCACCUGCACCUGGCACAACCUGUACUCGCACGAAGCCGUCUGGUGCGCGCUCAGCCUGCUUGGCAUCGCACUCGAAGUGAUCACCAUAGAACUGAGGAAGUGGACGCCCGUCAAGAACUUCGAGGGCCGCUACCUGGCCUCAGCUGAGCGGAUGCGAGUGGCCAAGGCCUUGCUGGGAUCUCCGCACUUCCUGCUCACCAUUUGUGCCUGCCUGUUCCACUUGGCUGAGCUAGAAGUAUGCCUCGUCAUCUGCAGAAGGAUCUUAACCGGCUUUCCUUUCCCUCUGGUCCCCAUCCUGGUGGUUAUGUACAGCCUCUGCAAUGUUUCCAUGGACGUCGCCGAAUGGGAAGCAUCGGCCAUUGCCAAGAAAAAACUAGUUUCUUUGUGAACUGCUUAACUGCCCCACGUUACAAAACUGCCUGAAACUGUGUCGAUCGAUUGUUCUUUUUCAUCGUUUAUUUUUUUUUACGCCGAAGCUGUAUAUUGCAAUUUUACAAUGGUUAUGGCGCGGCGGCUGCAAGCAAUAUGGACACCCUAAAAAUAUUUACACCCUUAAAAGAUCUGGUUUGUCUCGUGGCUAACACCCUUACACUUAAGGCUAUAACAAUAUUUAUAUUAUACUAGACAACGAGCUCAAACUGCACCUGCAAUGAGAGAAGCAGUAGUUGAAAACCGUGUAUCAAUUAUGAUCACAUGGUGCACACCGAAAGAUCUGACACGGAGAUCUUGAAAUCGAUAGCUGUUAAAGUUUAUUUCAUGUAGUUUUUCUGUCUGUUGAGGCAGAAAUCAUCAUCUUUACAUGCCGCAUGAUGUCGCCAAAAAAAUAAAACAUCA